Rhodamnia argentea is the source of this 534-nucleotide messenger RNA. RefSeq names its product receptor-like protein EIX2. The coding region runs from base 1 to 534 and encodes 177 amino acids. Gene Ontology annotation, molecular function: protein binding. The record is from RefSeq and is a predicted model, not a curated record. The transcript has a single exon. NCBI's taxonomy places the organism in Eukaryota, Viridiplantae, Streptophyta, Magnoliopsida, Myrtales, Myrtaceae.
AUGGCGGCCUACUUCUGCACUAGCUUGGUGCCUACGCUCUUGCGGGCACUCUUUGUCAUUCAAGCCUUGGAACUCGGUCAAACCAGAGCCUUAACGAAUGCGAGCUGCAUUGGUGCUGAGAGGGAAGCUCUUCUCAAGUUCAAGCAGGAUCUCACCGACCCUUCGGGGCGUCUGCAGUCAUGGACCAGGGAGGGGUGUUGCCGGUGGGAAGGAGUCGAAUGUGAUGAGAAGACCGGUCACGUCUCGAAGCUUGAUCUCCGUAAUCCCUGCGAUGGCUUAGUGGAGUGCAGUCUGGGAGGUAACAGACAUCCUGCUCUAUAUGAACUGAAGCAUCUGAAAUAUCUAGACCUGAGCUUCAACACUUUCACACCCCAAAAAAUCCCAGAGUCCUUAGCUUCUCUUCGGAAAUUGGAAUAUCUCAACCUCUCGUGGACAAGCUUUUAUGGGAAUAUUUCCAAUCAACUUGGUAACCUUUCCAGCUUACAGUACUUGGAUCUUAGUCUAACCCUAAUGAAAUCGGAGAACCUCCGGUGA